GCAGCACGCACCAAUACGAUGCUGUAUGGCCUCAAUAUCACAGACGCAGGGGGUGUGCCUCUUGCAGUCGAUUUUGACAGUCCUCUGGAUUACCUCGUCUUUAUUUUCCAGCUGUUGCUUGCCACGGCAGCUGUCCUCUUAUCCGGCACCGUAACAAUCGGAAUAUUGGCCACAGAAACACUUCGCAUUCAAAAUAGGUUCAUUUUCAUGGUCAACACAAGCAUUUGUGAUACGCUGGUUGGCUUUUCGGUGUACUACCUCGGUUUGUUUGACGUGUACGAAGGAUAUCCUUCGAGAAAUGCUACUUAUACAAUCUUGCCCUCAUUGCUUGGGAUCAACCUCCUGACAUUUCUGUUUGCACAGUUUGACCGAUAUAUGGCAAUCUGCUAUCCAUUUAUUUACAGCCGCUUUAUAACGAGACCCAUUGUGGUGGGAAUUAAUGUGUAUAGUUGGUUGCAUGUCUUUGGAGUUUUACUCGUUCGAAAUGUGAUUCCCCUCUCGAAAGCGACGGAUCUGUUUGUCUUUAGCAUCCUCUAUCUGCAGCUGGUGAUACUCACUAAAGUGAUCAUGACAAUAAAACUGUACUUUGUUGCCAAAUACCAGCUUGAGCGAGACCCCCCGAGCGCAGAGAGAGAUAGCAAGAAAGAAUCUUUAAAAAUUAUAUUUUUUGUGGUUGUCAUUUUUUUGCUAUUGUGGAUACCCUCAAUAAUCAAUAUCGUAUUGAGAUUAAUGUUCGGAAUGGGAUUGAAUUUCGUAAACGAGGCCCUAAAUCCCUUUGCCACAUUGGCGCGCCUCAGCGCCGUGUGCACGUCAGCCGUGUACGUGUGGGGCAGUCCGGCGCUGCGUGAGGCCAUGAGGAGGACCGUGUGGGGCCGAGUGUGUCCGAGGUGCAACAGAAGGUGA
Gadus chalcogrammus (walleye pollock) is the source of this 903-nucleotide messenger RNA. Its product is annotated as trace amine-associated receptor 2-like. NCBI's taxonomy places the organism in Eukaryota, Metazoa, Chordata, Actinopteri, Gadiformes, Gadidae. Gene Ontology annotation, cellular component: membrane. Gene Ontology annotation, biological process: G protein-coupled receptor signaling pathway. The record is from RefSeq and is a predicted model, not a curated record. Gene Ontology annotation, molecular function: G protein-coupled receptor activity. Bases 19 to 903 code for a protein of 294 amino acids. The transcript has a single exon.